AUGUCGACACCAGCUCAGCAACAAACAUACAUCCCCAGCAAGGUCUUGAAGACCGACUACCCUCUCAUCGACAAUGACCCGCAUUUCAAGCGGGUGGUUGCCUAUGCGAGGCCCUCAGAUUACGCCCACGGCGCUGCAGCUGCCGCAUUCGGGCCUGGUCUUCUCUACACCAUGGAGAGAUUCGCGCCAUCAUACGUCGGACGUGGCGGUUUCGCAAGAGCUAUGAGACUGGCAGGUUCUGUCGGUGCUAUCGGAGGUUUCCUCUACUUCUACGCAAGAUCGACAUACCGAUUCUACGGAAUGACCGAGAACUCAAGAGAGAUCAAGCUGGACAUGGACGAGAUGGUUGCCAAGGUCAAGGCUGGCGAGACACUCUACGGCGAGAGCAGAUUGACCCCUCACAUGCAAGGUGUGGCUGCGCGACAGGGCAGAUACUCGGCUUUGUUCCUGUACGGAAUGCCCUGGUUCAACUUCGUCAACCAUCCUCAGCACGGUGUCGACACUGCCAAGUACUACAGAGAAGCCGAGAGACAACUGGAGGCAGAGCGGACAGGCGCAGCACAAGAUGAGGCGACUAAGCUUCUGUAA
Molecule: messenger RNA, 588 nt
Organism: Truncatella angustata
Lineage: Eukaryota; Fungi; Ascomycota; Sordariomycetes; Amphisphaeriales; Sporocadaceae
Product: NADH-ubiquinone oxidoreductase 21 kDa subunit
Exons: 4
Coding region: 1-588 (195 amino acids)
Source: RefSeq, a predicted model, not a curated record